AUGGGGGGAAUGCGGGGAUCGAGCCAUAAGAGGGUGCCGGUGGCGUUGAAGCUCCCGCAGCUGCAGAACCUGGUCAAGCGGGACAAGGAAGGGUACAGAGAUGAGUUCCGGCAGCAGCACCGGAACUACCUGUCCGAGCUGGAGAUCUUCAAGCUGAAGCCCUCCAAGGAUAGCGACCGUUUCGCCGAGCUGGUGACGUUCAUGAGCCACGUGGCCCCCUGCUACAAGAAGGAGACGAAGGAGUUCGGGCCUCAGCUCAAGGCGCUGCUGGAACAGCACGGCCCGGUUCUGCACCCCUCUAUCCGGAUGAAGCUGGUUCAGGCGCUGAUCCUGCUGCGCAACCGCGGCGUGCUGGACCCCACGGAGCUGCUAAGCCUCUUCUUCGGCCUGUUUCACUGUCAGGACAAGAUGUUGCGUGUCAUGCUGUACGACCACAUCGUGAACGACAUAAAGUCUAUCAACGAGAAGGGCAGGAACCCGAAGCUCAACAAGACCAUCCAGAACCUGGUGUUCACGAUGCUCAAGGACGACAGCGAGAUCGCCGCCAAGAAGUCUCUGGACAUCAUGGUUGUUCUCUACCGGAAGAGAGUAUGGGUGGACGCGCGUACAGUGAACGUCAUUGCGACGGCUCUUCUCGCGGACACCCCCAAGCUUGCGUGCACGGCUCUGAACUUCUUCCUCAACAUCGACACCAUGAUGGCGGACGACGACGACGAGGAGGGCAAGGCGGAGACGGCACAAGCACAGGUGAACACGCACGAGCACUCGAAGAAGACCGCUAAGCGGGCGCGCAGCGUGCAGAAGCAGGUGAAGACGAACAAGAAGAAGAACAAGGCCGCCCUGUCGGACGAGUCCAACGGCGGCCUCUUCCCGGCGAUCAACCUGCUGCACGACCCCCAGGGCACGGUGGAGAAGGUCUUCCGCCGCCUCCGCCAGUCCAAGCAGCGCUUCGAGGUGAAGCUCCUGAUGAUGAACUUCAUCUCGAGGGUGGUCGGGGCGCACCGUCUGCUCCUGCUGCCUUUCUACAGCCAUCUCCAGCGGUACGUUGCCUCGCAGCAGCGAGAGGUGACGCACAUCCUCGCCUACCUGGUGCAGGCCUGCCAUGACCUCGUGCCCCCCGACGAGGUGAUGCCGGUGAUCAAGGCCGUGGCGUACAACUUCGUGACGGAGCGGUGUCCGGGGGAGGUGAUGGCGUUGGGCAUCAACUCCAUCCGCGAGGUGGCGAGGAGGAUACCAGCCCUCCUGGAGGAGGAGGGAAUGGACGUGCUAGUCGUGGACCUGGCGGCGUACAGCAAGCACGCGGACAAGAGCGUGGUGGUAGCCGCGAGAGGCUUCAUCAACUUCGUCCGCGAGACGUACCCGAGCCUGCUCAAGUCCAGGGACCGCGGCAGGGAGCACGACAUCACGGCCAGGCCCGCCAAAUACGGGUCUCGCUCUGUGUCUGAGGGCGUCGAUGGGGCUGACCUGCUUACCCUCCAUGAGCAAGGGCUCAUGCCUCUCGAGAAGGACGACGACGACGAAGGAGAUGGGGAAGGGGGCGACGCAGAUGAGGAGGAGGACCAGGAGGAGGUGCCGCAGUUGGUAUCCAUGCCGGAAGAUGGCAUGGAGGUGGAGGGGGUCGAAGAGGAGGAGGAGGAAGAAGAAGAGGAGGAGGAGGAAGAGGAGGAGGGGAGGCCGAGCAAGCGGGCGAGGGUGUCGGACAAGGGUGGCAAGGGUAAGAAGGGGGAGGAGGAAGGGCAAGGCCGGAAGAAGGGCGUCAAUUUCACGAGCGAGACCAAGGUGGCGGAUGGACCCGGCCCUAACGGUCCCGUCGACCCGGGACCGACAACGAAGGUACCGUUGCGACAACGCGUGGACAGCACGAGGAUCUUGAGCGCGGAGGAUUUCGAGAAGAUCAAGAAGCUCAAGCACCAGGCUGCCACGGCCGCGAAGCAGAGGACGCACAAGCGCAAGCACAACAUCGGCGGCAGCGACUCGGAGGACAGCGACGACGGGGGCGAAGAAGGGCAGAGCUUUUCCGUGGACCCGAGAGCGCUCGAGGGGUACCGGAAGCGUCGGCGAGCCACGCUGGAGGAGAGGCUGGAAGGCGUCAUUCGCGGAAGGGAGAAGUUCCAGGCGAACAGUCACGCAGGAGGGCUGACCAACGCCGAGAAGGAGCGUAAGAAGAACUACCUCAUGAUCCGCAAGGGAAAGGCCGUCAAGCACAAGACCAGGAUGGGCGAGAAGCAGGUGAUGGCGCAGAAGAACAGAGGAGGAAAGGUUCAGAUGUCGCGCAACAAGCAAAAAAAAAAACGGACGUAA
Molecule: messenger RNA, 2301 nt
Organism: Ectocarpus siliculosus
Lineage: Eukaryota; Phaeophyceae; Ectocarpales; Ectocarpaceae
Source: the annotation of a GenBank genome assembly